AUGUCUUCGACGACACAGAGCGUGCAAUGCUUCGGCAAGAAGAAGACGGCCACCGCCGUCGCCCACUGCAAGGCUGGCCGUGGUCUGGUCAAGGUCAACGGUCGUCCCCUUAGCCUGGUCCAGCCCGAGAUCUUGCGCUUCAAGGUCUACGAGCCCCUCCUCGUCGUCGGCCUCGACAAGUUCGCCAACGUCGACAUCCGCGUCCGCGUCUCUGGCGGUGGUCACACCUCCCAGGUCUACGCUAUCCGCCAGGCCAUUGCCAAGUCCCUGAUCGCCUAUUACCAGAAGUACGUCGACGAGCACUCCAAGAACAUGCUCAAGCAGGCUCUCGUCCAGUUCGACCGCACCCUGCUUGUCGCCGACAACCGCCGCUGCGAGCCCAAGAAGUUCGGUGGUCCCGGCGCCAGAGCCCGCUUCCAGAAGUCUUACCGAUAA
Messenger RNA from Metarhizium acridum CQMa 102, 435 nucleotides. RefSeq names its product 40S ribosomal protein uS9 (gene RPS16). Gene Ontology annotation, biological process: translation; maturation of SSU-rRNA from tricistronic rRNA transcript (SSU-rRNA, 5.8S rRNA, LSU-rRNA). Gene Ontology annotation, molecular function: structural constituent of ribosome; RNA binding. The record is from RefSeq and is a predicted model, not a curated record. Lineage: Eukaryota; Fungi; Ascomycota; Sordariomycetes; Hypocreales; Clavicipitaceae. Gene Ontology annotation, cellular component: ribosome; cytosolic small ribosomal subunit.